AUGGCUUCUUCCCGACCUACUAGGAUCACCAUUGAUCCCACUCCAAUCAACCUUGUCGAUAUGAAUCGUACCGCAAACGAUGACGAUGCAGCUACUUUAUACGGUGUCCCACCUUCAGGAGUAUCAACAGCGAACAAUACACCAUGGACAGAAGAUAAAUCGUAUUAUUUCCCUUCCGGUCCUUCAACAGCUGUGAACACUCCUGCUGCAGGAGAAGAUAAACCUUUUAUGUUCCCUUCUUCAGCUCCGUUAUCAAGAAUGACAACCAGAGUCUCUGAGAAAUCAGAAAAAGAUAAAGAUGAAAAUGAAUUAGAAUCAGGACAACAAACUCCUGCUGAAAACUUCGUAGAACCAUUGGAAAGUUAUCCUAAACCCGAUAAAGUCGUUUUAACAAAAGCUAAAAUGAUAAUCCUUGGAGCAGCAAUGAUGAGUACCACUUUUGUCGCUUCAGCUACUGCUUCAAGUACAUUACUGGUUAUUCCUAGUAUCGCUAAAGAUUUGGGAGUUACUGAACUUCAAGCUCAAUGGAUCAGUUCAGCUUAUGCCCUUGCAAAUGGAUGUGGUUUGCUUUUGGCUGGUCGAGUGGCAGAUCUGUACGGAAAGAAAUGGCUUUUCCUCAUUGGAAUGGGCUUAUUUGUCAUUUUCAGUAUCAUCUCUGGUGUCAUAAGGGAUUAUAUCGCUAUUUGUGUUGUUCGAGCAUUUGCUGGAUUGUCGAUCUCGAUCUCGCUUCCGGCCGCCUUCGGUAUCAUCGGUGUGACUUUCACUGAAGAGCCAGCACGAACUAUGGCUUUCUCAGCUAUGGCUCUUGGAUAUCCAGUCGGUGGUGGUCCCGGUAUGAUCUUUGCGGGUGUGGUCGCUGGAAUAAAUCACCGAUCAUGGCAAUAUGUCUUCUUCAUCCUCGCUGGCUUAGCUAUCAUACCCAUGGUGGCGGGUGCCCUGGUCAUUCCUCGUGACCCCCCCAUGAGCGCCACAUCCAUCAAGAACAGAAAAGUCGAUUGGCUAGGAGCUUUCUUGAUCACCGCCGGAUUGAGUUUAUUUAGUUUCGCUAUCACUCAGAGUGGUUUAGUGGAAAACGGUUUCGGUCAACCAUAUAUCGGUGUCUGUCUUGGUAUAUCCGUUGUCCUUUUCGUGGCAUGGGGAUUUUGGGAAAGAUACGUUCUCAAGAAUACAUCUAUCCCUCCGUUGGUCAAUAUGAGUAUCUUUUCUAGACAAGAAUGGAAAGUCACCUCAAUCUUGGUGGUUUCUUUCUGUGGAUAUCUCGCCAUUUCUGGCUGGUUAUACCUCACUACCAUUUGGUACCAAAACCUCAAGGGCGAUUCACCAAUUAUGAAUGCAGUUCAUGUCAUUCCAGCUCCAUUGGUUGGGAUGUUAGCUUGUAUAGUAGUACCCUUACUUGCACCAAGGAUGAAAGCCCCUUAUCUCCUUAUAAUCGGUGGAUUAUCGACAGCUACAGCUCAAUUGCUGUUUGCUGUGGCACCUGUCGACAUGACUUAUUGGGCCUGCGAAUUCCUGUCGAACGUAUUCACUCCCUUUGGUGCAGACUUCACUGUAGGUGUCGGGAGUGUUUUGAUGUCUAACUUGGUCAACGAGGAUGAACAAGCGUUGGCCGGAGCAUUAUUCCAAACCGCUUUACAAAUCGCCUCGACCGUCGGAGUGUGUGUCGCGUCUCUGGUACAAACCGCAGUAACAGCUCAAACGGGUUCUUUGCAUACUGGAUUAAGAGACUCUUUCUGGUUGAUGGCUGGAUUUUCUUGGUUAUCGGCCAUUAUCGCUGCUAUCACUUUGAGAAAAGUUGGUUUGGCCAAAGAUGUAGGAAAAAUGGCUCACUAA
Kwoniella shivajii is the source of this 1830-nucleotide messenger RNA. RefSeq lists its product as uncharacterized. Gene Ontology annotation, molecular function: transmembrane transporter activity. Gene Ontology annotation, cellular component: membrane. Bases 1 to 1830 code for a protein of 609 amino acids. The record is from RefSeq and is a predicted model, not a curated record. Gene Ontology annotation, biological process: transmembrane transport. The transcript is spliced from 8 exons. NCBI's taxonomy places the organism in Eukaryota, Fungi, Basidiomycota, Tremellomycetes, Tremellales, Cryptococcaceae.